UUAAAAAUAUUUUGGUUGAAAGUAACAUCAUUGGUGUCAUUGCUUACAAGUUACAAUUAAAAGUAAUUAUAAGAAAUAUAGCCUACCUUGGCUGAUUUUAACUUUUAUAAGUUCUUCUAAGUUUAGGCUUUAAGAAUAACACUACUUUUUAAUGAAAUUAAAGUUACAUAGUUGAAUAAUUAUUUAUUAACGAACGAAAAGCAUGAACAAUAAAUACUACUAGUAGUAGUACUAGUCAAACAGUGACAUUGAUAUUGUGAGUGAAAGUGACACUGGUAGGUUUCAACAUUUUAUACAAGUGACAUAAUGGAGGAUAUUCAUUUAGCUCCUUCAGAUGAAGAUGAUCUUUACUCUGGAUACAAUGAUUAUCAUCCUGCACUUGACAUGAGUACUCUACAAUAUGACGAGGGUUUCCAACAAGCUGUUCGUACAAGUUAUGGAAAACGACCACCAGUCACAGGUAAAACUCCGGGCACUUCUCGUGGCACCACUGGAAUGAGAGUUCCAGGUACAUCAAAAGCUGGUCCUUUUCGAGGAAUCACGGCUGUACCGUCCACUUCAGGUCGUCCUGUGACAGGCUCGCAAGAAGGACUAGCACGACCUAUGACUGCAGUUAGAGGGGCAGGUUACACUUCAGUAGGUAAUAGAGGUCAGUCUGGAGUUUUUGAUCCACUUAAUCAGCGUAGCACAUCAGUGUCACCCCUCCAGUUUAAAGAUGAAAAUAGCCCUGAAGAAAGAGUCAAACAGUUAGAGAAAAAAGUAACAGAGCUAAUGGAAGAAAGUUGUCUGGCAGCAGACAGGAAAGAGUUGAAGCUGUCUUUAGAUAAGGCAAAGGAAGCAGCAUCUAAGGAGCGAGCUCUAACUAGACUGAGAGACCAAUUAACUACUGAAGUGCCACCCAACAUGGAUUUGACCUAUUGUGUGCUCUUUAACUUAGCGAUUCAGUAUGCUGCCAAUGAAAUGAACACAGAAGCUCUAAACACCUAUCAGUUGAUUGUGAAAAAUAGACAGUUUUCCAAUGCAGGACGGCUAAAGGUAAAUAUUGGAAAUAUCUACUUUCAAAUGGGAAGUUAUCCAAAGGCUAUCAAGUUUUAUCGAAUGGCUUUGGACCAGAUUCCUACAACUCACAAAGAUCUAAGGAUAAAGAUAAUGAAAAACAUAGGAUUGGCAUUUGUUAAGCUGGGUCAGUUUACUGAUGCCAUUACAUCCUUUGAGUACAUCAUGGCUGAAAAACCUGAUUUUCGAACUGCAUUGCAUCUCAUUCUCUGUCACUAUUCUCUUGGAGAUCGGGAGAAAAUGAAACGAAGUUUUCAGAAACUGCUGGAGAUUCCUCUGGAAUAUGUGGAUGAUGAUGAUAAAUACACAGCAACUUUGGAUGAUCCUCAUGCUAACUUAAUACUGGAGGCUAUUAAGAAUGAUUCUCUUAGAAAGUAUGAAAGGCAAAGGAUUCAAGAGGCAGAAUGGAGUAUUUUGACAGCAUCCAAAUUAAUUUCACCAGUUUUAUCCAGUAAUUUUGCUGAAGGUUAUGAAUGGUGUGUGGACCAAAUCAAGUCAUCUCCGUACAAUGAACUAGCAAAUGACUUGGACAUCAACAAAGCUGUAACAUAUUUGAGGAAAAGAGAAUUUACUCAGAGCUAUCGUUACUUUCCAUCUAACAUAGAAAUUAUAGAGUGGCUAGGAGCUUACUAUAUAGAAUCUCAGGUUUUUGAGAAAGCUAUCAAGUACUUCGAGAGGGCAGCCAUAAUUCAACCAAACCAAGUCAAGUGGCAACUUAUGGUGGCUAGUUGCCAUCGAAGAAGUGGAAACUACCAACAAGCCUUGAACACGUACAAAACUAUUCAUCGCAGGUUCCCAGACAAUAUUGAAUGUUUGAAGUUUCUUGUUCGGCUCUGUACUGACAUGGGACUGAAGGAAGCUUCUGAGUAUGCCACUAAACUCAAAAAAGCUGAGAAGGCUAAAGAACUGAAAGAACAGAGAGCUAAUAGUGGAAGCCGCCCAGGAAGUCGUCGUAGUAGUAGUCGAACCUCAAGAGAAGGAUCUGCUAGUAGUAACACAAGUGCUCCAAUGUAUAGUCCUCGUAACAGCAACAGCUCUCGCAGCUAUCAGGCCACUUCAGCCAGGUCAGUUGAUAGUGCCCGAAAGGAGUUUCCUCUUCUUGAAAGUGAUGAACCAUACCAACCAAGACAGAAAGAGCUAAAUACAACAUAUGAUGAUCCCUUGGGCCCAAUGGAGGAAAGACCAAAAACUGCUGCACGAAAAAAAGAUGCAGAUGAUGAUGAAUUUGAUAAUGAAGAACUGGGAGAUGACCUACUACCAGAAUAGAGUGUGUAUUCACCAGGUUGCUAAAUAAUCCAUCCAAGUUUUCUUGUGAUAAAGCACACAUUUGUUAUUAUCUAGUCAUUUUGGAUAUUAAUGUAUUUAGAUGGAUUAUAGAAUUUAAAAAUAACCUUUUCUUUCAAACCUGGUAGCAGAAAAAAAUAUAUAUUUUAAGAUUACUAUUGUCACAGUUAUGUGGUGUCCUUAUUAUAGAAAUUUUUGUACACAGUUGUUCCUUAUGAAUUGGAAACAUCUGGCUAAACUUAAGAAUUUUUAACAAAAGCUAUAUAUAUAUAUAUAUAUAUCUGCACUUUAGUCAUUAGAAAAACACAAUAAAAGGUUUUAUCCAACCAAUUCAAGGAUACAGCCAUGUUUACUGUACAGUUUUUUCUCCUAUCUUCACAUCCAUAAAAUGGCAAUGAAAAGAGAAACUAAAAUUACUAGCUGU
Molecule: messenger RNA, 2764 nt
Organism: Limulus polyphemus (Atlantic horseshoe crab)
Lineage: Eukaryota; Metazoa; Arthropoda; Merostomata; Xiphosura; Limulidae
Gene: nompB
Product: intraflagellar transport protein 88 homolog
Exons: 22
Coding region: 307-2322 (671 amino acids)
Biological process (GO): intraciliary transport; non-motile cilium assembly
Cellular component (GO): ciliary base; centriole; non-motile cilium
Molecular function (GO): kinesin binding
Source: RefSeq, a predicted model, not a curated record